Messenger RNA from Dioscorea cayenensis subsp. rotundata (Guinea yam), 4106 nucleotides. Its product is annotated as protein STICHEL-like. The record is from RefSeq and is a predicted model, not a curated record. Gene Ontology annotation, biological process: DNA-templated DNA replication; DNA repair. Gene Ontology annotation, molecular function: DNA-directed DNA polymerase activity; DNA binding; DNA clamp loader activity. Lineage: Eukaryota; Viridiplantae; Streptophyta; Magnoliopsida; Dioscoreales; Dioscoreaceae. Gene Ontology annotation, cellular component: DNA polymerase III complex; DNA replication factor C complex; nucleus.
GAGGCACAAACACAUGAAAUAGUUUGAGAGAAACCGAAAGAGAGAAGAAGGAGAAGAAGGAAAAGCAAGAGCGGAAGCCAUUAAAGGAGCUCCAUAAAGGACUCGGAGUGGGAGGAAUGGGAAUGGGAAUCUUGAAGGGUUUGUGGGCGGGGGUUUGGGUUUCAAUGGUGCCAUGUGGGAGCAAAGCCAAGGCCUAAACUUUCUCUCUUUAUCUCGAGAAAUCCCGAGAUUUCAGUGUUUCAGAUUCGGUGUUUCCUCUUUCUUCUGAUCUUUUAUGCAAUAAAAAUCUCUCCUUUGUGGUUCUCUCGCCGGGAAUGUGCGUUUGAGGUUCUUACACUGCGAUAAGAAAUGGUGGAGACUUGCGUGGGCCCAAGUGAACUUCACUUGAAGAAGGAGCUUAGUGCCCUCCGCAAGGCAAGGUUUCUGCGGGAUCCUGAAACUUGUUCAUCUUGGAGGUCUCCUUUAAGUUCUAGAUCACUUGCUGCAAGUUAUGUUUUUACCCAUGGUAAUGGGACUAGAGGUAGCGCAACUGGAGCAAGCAACUCUUCUGGAUUUAUUGGAGCGCCUUCCAGAAACAAUAACAAGAAAAAGGUAUACCUGUAUAAUUGGAGGCAUCAUUCUGCUAGAUCAAGUGACAGUGGAACUAAAUUGGAUGAGGAUAACAGGGGAAAGUUGCUGGAAGAUAGUCCAGAAGACAGUGUUAGCAACACCUUAAAGUUAGAUUCUCAGAGUGAUACAUCUCUUCAAGCUCCCGCAAAUAUUUGUAGUGUUUCUAGAGGCUCACAUCUAGAGACUUCUGUAAGAAGAGCUCUCAGAAAAUCACACAGAAGUAGCACUAUAAGAAAGCGGACAAUCAAGCACUCGCCAAUCACAAAACAUCUAGAUCUCCCAUCAGAUUCUUUAGGAAUACCUAACCUGGUUGAGCAAUCAGAUGACACUGAAUACUGCAACUCUGAGGAUUUAAAACAAUCAAAGCAUGUGUGCACGCACAGAACUGGUUAUGUUUCUCACUCUGCAUCACCUCUGGUUUCUGGAUCUGGACGUAAAAAUUGGUCACGCUCGAAAAUCUUCCGCAGUUCUACAAGAGAAGAGUCAUCUCAUUCUUAUACUCCUGCCUCGACUAGUUCUUACAACAGGUAUGGAGUUCGGAACCCCAGUACUGUUGGAUCAUGGGAUGGAACUAGUUCAUUUGAUGAGGAUGAAUUAGAUCAUAUGGAAUUAGCUAGACGUCAAGGUUGUGGAAUUCCUUGUUAUUGGCCCAAAAGAUCAAAGGAUGUGGGUUGUGGAGGUUGGUAUUCUCCUUCAUUGUCAGAUACAUUGAAGAGAACGGGAAGCAGUGUGCUUUGUGGGGGCCAGAAAUUGUACAAUAAGAGAAGGUUUGCUUCUAGCAGAAAGCAAAAAUAUAUGCUAAAGUCUUCUCAUGGCUUGCCCCUGUUAACUAAUGGCAGUGGCAGAGGCAGAGGCAGAGGCAGUUCAUCAUCAGAUGUAGAAAGUGAUGAGCUAUCAACUAACCUUGUGGAGCUUGAUUUAGAGGCAUUGAGCCGCUUAGAUGGAAAAAGAUGGUCGAGCUGCAAAAGUCAAGAUGGAUGGGAAUUAGCCCUACCUGGUGGACCUGACCUGGAGAUGCAUGAUCAUCGUGGCUUGAGCCAUAAAUACAGGCCUAGGUCUUUUGAUGAGAUCAUGGGUCAAAACAUUGUUGUUCAAUCACUUAGCAAUGCUAUUUUUAGGGCAAGAAUAGCCCCUGCUUAUAUCUUUCAUGGCCCACGUGGGACUGGUAAAACAUCAACCGCAAGGAUAUUCUCAGCAGCUCUGAAUUGCAUGUCGACUGAAGAUAAAAAACCAUGUGGCUUCUGUAAAGAGUGCAAUGAUUUUUCCAGUGGAAGAUCAAAUGUGAUGAAACUGGACGCCACCAAUAGGAAGAGUAUGGAUAGUGUUAGAUAUAUGCUGAAAAAUAUAUCUGCAACUACAAAAUUUUCAAGAUACAAAGUUUUUAUCAUUGAUGAAUGCCAUAUGUUAUCAUCCAAAUUGUGGUCUUUGUUUAUGAAAUUUCUUGAAGUACCACCUCCUCGUGUCGUCUUCAUAUACAUAACAAAUGAUCCAGACAACCUACCUCGUUCAAUUCUGUCACGAUGUCAGAAAUAUCUUUUCCCUAAGAUCAAGGAUGCUGAUAUAAUUUGCCGCUUACAGAAGCUUUCUGCUGAAGAAAACCUAGAGGUUGACGUGGAUGCUCUGAACUUAAUAGCUUCAAAUUCAGAUGGUUCGCUUCGUGAUGCAGAAACAAUGUUGGAUCAAUUGAGUUUGCUUGGUAAAAAAAUCACCAUAGCUCUUGUAAACGAUCUUGUUGGAGUUGUCUCAGAGGAGAAAUUGCUUGAUCUUCUGGAGAUAGCUAUGUCAUCAGAUACUGCAGAGACUGUCAAAAGGUCUCGAGAGCUGAUGGAUUCUGGCGUUGAUCCAAUGGCUCUAAUGUCUCAAUUGGCUGCACUUAUAAUGGACAUUAUUGCUGGUACAUACCAGCUGGCAAACUCUCAGAAUAGAGCUUUAGUUCUCGGUGGUCGAAGUUUGACUGAAGCUGAAUUGGAGAAGCUACAACAAGCACUCAAGAUUCUUUCUGAUGCUGAAAAACAGUUACGACUUUCUAGUGAGCGCUCAACAUGGUUUACUGCCGCUCUACUACAACUUGGUUCUGGUCAUGCUCCAGAGACUGCUCAAUCAAGUAACAGCAGCAAACAUAGUGUGAAAUUGAUCGGUAAAGAUCCUUUUGAUCCAGUGAAAGAGAUUUUACUUGAAGAGAGCAGCUCCCAUCCUCAAUCAGUUUCUCGUGAACAAGUGCCACCUUUGGUUCCUAGAGUAACUAGCUCCCAUGGACGACCAAUAAGUCAACAUGUUUUUGCUAACCAACAACCUGUUGAUAGAAGCUUACUGGAUACAUCUUAUGUGGAUGCUAACAGUAGCACAGAGCUUAGAUAUGCAACCUCAGAAGAGAUGGCUGAAAUCUGGAGAAGGUGUAUUGGCAGAUGUUAUUCAAAGACACUCAGACAAUUGCUCUAUGCUCAUGGAAAGCUAGUAUCAAUCACAGAAUCUAAAGGUAUUUUGGUUGCUUUUAUUGGAUUUGUGGAUGAUGAUGUAAAAUCUCGAGCAGAGAGAUUCCUGAGUAGCAUCACGAAUUCAUUUGAGAUCGUCUUGAGGCAGAAUGUGGAAGUCAAGAUGGGUCUGAUGCCUGAAAAUUACGCCAAGGGAAAAUCUGUUUCAGCAUACCAGGCUGACAUGUUGAUCGAAAAUGCUAGGCUCUUAGUCAAGAAGAAAAUGGAUAACUCUGAUGAGUUGUGUGAUUCUUCAGAGAAGGAAUUUGAAGAAGGAACACCCAAUUUGCCCAGGAAAGGUAUGGAUUCCUUAGAAGAUAUGAUUCCAAGAACACUACAGAAGCAUGACAAGUCUCUUGUGGCAAAUGCAUACUUCCAAGGUGCAACUGGUCACAUCUACUCUUCCCAGAAAAAUAAAAAUGACGAUGAGGAGCUUUCAGUCCAAAGGGUGCUUGCAGCCACUGCAGAAGAACAAAGGUUAGAGAGUGCAUGGCUUACAUCGGGGGCCUUGAGUCACUCAAGACCUGAGAAGAACCAGGUUCUUCCUCAGAAUAUGUCUACAUACAAUUACAAUGGGUCUUCGAUGGGACCUAUGUCAUCCAAGCAUUGGGAGGAUGAACUGAAUCAACAGAUCAAAUCCUUAAAAAUUUCUGAUAGCUCGACUUCAUUACAAUGAAAAGAUUAGUGGGACCAUUGAUUGUUCUGCCAUUUCUCCAAGUUUAUUGCACAGCAAUAGCGUAGCAGCAAAUUUUGACAAAGAAAACCUCGGAUAUGAUUCAGGAUCUGGCUGCAAUGCUCUUUUUUGCUGGAAUACUCGAAAACCUCGCAAUGUGAAGGUGAGGCAAGCAGCUCAUUUACGAUCACAAAGGACCAGUCGUUUAUCGUUGUUUGGGCAAUGUGGGAAGUCAAAGACACCGGAAAGCAAAUUUAGGGCAUAAAAUGGAGAUAAGUAUGGAAGCAUGGAGCCUCAGAUUGUGCAUUCUUCUUAUACUUUUCUCUGUAUAUUUUCAGUCAUUAGUUCAAAUA